Laccaria bicolor S238N-H82 is the source of this 201-nucleotide messenger RNA. RefSeq lists its product as uncharacterized. The coding region runs from base 1 to 201 and encodes 66 amino acids. The record is from RefSeq and is a predicted model, not a curated record. The transcript has a single exon. NCBI's taxonomy places the organism in Eukaryota, Fungi, Basidiomycota, Agaricomycetes, Agaricales, Hydnangiaceae.
AUGAUUCCUUCGCAGCGGAAAGUAGUGUUCGCAAGUUCAGUUCAGUCCGGUUUUUUGCCCCCAAAAUGCGCAACCGUGGACCGCAACCAGUCUAGGACCAACCCAGAUAUUGAGGGAACCGAACCGAACCACCUAGGACCGGUCUUUUGCAGUCUAUGGAGCCAGUUCAGACCGAUCCAGACCGGUUUUUUUUGCGUAUAA